ACGUGCAUAUUAUCGCGGCGGAUCAGAGACGAACACGAAGCUUGAUAUUGUCAUUUUUGUGAUAUAAAAUAAUAAUUGGGAGCAGAAGAACUAACAGGAUCAUCUUUGGUUUUAUUCAGAGUCUUUGGUCACUCUUGAUAGACUUAGACGUUUAGGAUGGGUGGAAUCUUGAAUAAUAAGAUAGGAGGGUUUUUAUUUUUGUCCCUCCUCUCGUUUACUGCUUUCUUUGGAUCCAUGUUGAUGAUGGGGCCCUUGAUACCUCUUAUGUUCAUCAGACCUCUUGCAUUCAGACACAUCAAUGAUAACCUCAUGGUUUUAUGGUUGACACUACCAGUGCUUUUUUUAGAAGUGAUAUUUGGAGUGAAAUGUAGGGUGAGCGGUGACAGACUGAGUAAAUCAGAGAGGAGCGUUAUCAUGAUGAACCAUCGGACGAGAUUGGAUUGGAUGUUCUUCUGGAUACCUCUCUUCUCUCUCAGUUCUGUCAGAUCAGAGAAAAUCAUCCUCAAGAAUGAACUCAAACAUUUACCAGGGCCAGGCUGGGCUAUGCAGAUUGCGUCAUAUAUCUUCUUAAAAAGACGUUGGGAACAAGACAAAGAAUGGUUGGCCAUGAUGUUAGAUUACUUCUGUGAUAUGCGAUACAAUGCUCAGUAUCUCAUCUUUCCUGAAGGAACUGACUACACUGAUGACAGCAAGAAUAAAAGUGAUUCCUAUGCAAACAAAUAUAAUCUACCAAAGUAUGAGUAUGUUCUGCAUCCUCGAACAACUGGUUUCAAAUUUAUUAUGGAUCAUUUAAGAAAACAUGAAGCAGUGGAUGCCAUCUAUGACGUGACAGUGGCCUACCCUGAUAGGAUACCUGUAGGUGGAGAGAUGGAUAUCUUCAAGGCCAAACUACCCAACGAGGUCCACUACCAUGUGAAACGAUAUGACAUCAAAUCCCUACCUCAAGAUACAAACUAUGAAGACUGGUGUGUAGAGAGAUGGAAGGAGAAGGAGGUCCAACUCAUGGAGUAUUACACCGGAGACAAGAGGUUCGUGUCCAGCAGUUCCACCGGGGACGGCGUGGACAGAGGAUAUGUGUCCGCGAUCAGUAUCACUCUCUUCCUCGCGUUGGUCUACUGGAUCUUCUUCUUGUGCUUUAUUGUGUGUCUGUUGGUGUACACUUCCAUUGCAUGGUGGCAUACCCUAAUUGUUGGAUUGUUCUUCACAGGUGUGGGGAUCUUCUAUGGUGGUAUGGAGAGGCUGAUGGUGAAUGCUUAUAACUGGCAUGUGGGACGGACUACACGAGAGAAGUCGUCAUAGCUCGUUGACUGUAUGCCGGGUAUCUACAGCCAAAGAAAAACAGCAGAAUGUAAUUUCGAAAAAAGCCUUUUCUUUCUGAAGAUAUGAGAAUAAAUCUAUACAAGAUAUACUCUGUCCUACUUUGGCAAAGGAAGCAAGUUACAUACCAGUCACAUUUUAGAGAUUGAUAUUCUACUUGAUGUGCUCAAAUUCUUGAACUAUGCAUAACAUAACAAUUAGGGCUGAGUCAAAGCUGACGGUCCACCAGUGAGCGACCGAUGCCACCAAUCACCGAUGCAAUAUCUUCCAGACUGAUGCACCACUAAAAUAAAGAAUACAUAAAAAUCAGUAUCACCAAAGACUAAGAAUAUCAACCACUUUAAGACUUAUGGUUCAUUGUCUAGAUCUAUAUAUGAAACCUUUCACAUUAUUAUUUCUAGUUUAAAAAAAAAUGUAAUGACUCAGCCCUAAUUACAGUAACUUGAUUGUGUUCUUGUUCUAUGUAAUGAAGUACCAACAUUUUUCUGUUUGAAGGGAAUUGAAAUGAAUAUGAAUCCGAUUCAGUGCAUGUUCUAGACAUUUGUAAAGUCUCGGGUAACAUUGGAAACAAUUUUUGAAACGGCUCCCCCCCCUCCGAUAAAAAAAUAUGGCGUUAUGGCAUGCACCUGUAAUCCAAGCUACAUGGAGAAGUUACAAUGCAACGCCCAAGUUCGAGGUUCGUGCUCUGGUUCUAAUCUUUUUGAAGGUGAUGACCAAUCAUAUCUGAUUGAUGCAUGUCUGUAAAAACUAAAUUAUGCGCAAAAUAUGUUAGUAAAUUACAGAUCUAACCUUUGUCACUUGCUUCCUUUUGCCAUAACGGGACAGUGCUACAUGAAGUGCUGAAUAAUGAGCAUUGGUUAACAGUACUUUCAGAUUCUCUUAGUAUUCUAUAUUAUCCUGUGCUCCACAUCAUGCCAAUUAUUGUAUCCCCCGAACAGAGUUUGGAGGAUACUAUGGAUUUGGCCUUGUCGCGCCGCGUCCGCCGCCGCAGAGAUUUCCUUGUGACCGCUCUAUCAGCUGCAUUUCUUCUCCGAUCAUCUUCAAAUUUGGCAUGAAGGUCGAGUAUGGUAUAGCGGAGCCGCCAAUCGAUUUUGGUGUGGGCGGAGGUCAUUU
Messenger RNA from Lytechinus variegatus (green sea urchin), 2430 nucleotides. Its product is annotated as lysocardiolipin acyltransferase 1-like. The coding region runs from base 157 to 1299 and encodes 380 amino acids. The record is from RefSeq and is a predicted model, not a curated record. The transcript is spliced from 7 exons. Gene Ontology annotation, cellular component: endomembrane system. Lineage: Eukaryota; Metazoa; Echinodermata; Echinoidea; Temnopleuroida; Toxopneustidae. Gene Ontology annotation, molecular function: acyltransferase activity.